Neoarius graeffei (lesser salmon catfish) is the source of this 6827-nucleotide messenger RNA. Its product is annotated as protein Dok-7-like. The transcript is spliced from 12 exons. Gene Ontology annotation, molecular function: protein kinase binding. Gene Ontology annotation, biological process: neuromuscular junction development; positive regulation of protein tyrosine kinase activity. Bases 45 to 2357 code for a protein of 770 amino acids. Lineage: Eukaryota; Metazoa; Chordata; Actinopteri; Siluriformes; Ariidae. The record is from RefSeq and is a predicted model, not a curated record.
CGCGCGCGGAGCCGCAGCUGUUCGGGCGGUAUGAGCGGGGGAAGAUGACGGAUUCACCGGUCGCGGAAGGACACAUUAAAGUCAGAGACGGCAAAAAGUGGAAAUCCCGCUGGGUUGUUCUCCGUAAACCCUCACCGGUGGCCGACUGCCUGGUGUUGUUGGUGUCUAAGGAGCGUGGUGCGAAGGAACGGAGCAGCGUGGUUUUGGAGCACAUCUGUGGUCUGGAGGCAGGAGGGAGCAGCGAAGGAGUUGCAUAUGCUCUGACUAUCCUAAGUCUGAGUCAGAUUGUUCAGCUGGGAUUUGAUAGUAAGGAGGCCCUACUGGCCUGGGACCUUCGGCUUCGCUACUAUCUAGGGGAAGUACAUAGUUUUAAGGUGACAGUCCUGCCUGGUACAAAGCUGGAAACUGGUCCGGCCACACUUCAUUUGUGCAACAAUCUGCUCGUCAUUGCCAGGGACGUCCCCCCUGUUAUCAGCGGCCAGUGGAACCUCCUGGACCUGCGCAGAUAUGGCCCAGUCCCCAGUGGCUUUGUGUUUGAGGGUGGCACUCGCUGUGGUUUCUGGGCUGGUGUGUUCUUCUUAUCCUGUGCUGAAGGGGAGCAGAUCAGUUUUCUGUUUGACUGCAUUGUGCGCGGCAUCUCUCCCUCCAGAGCUCCCUUUGGAAUCAAACCGCUGCUGCCAGAGUCCAGUGCCAGUGCAGCAUCUGCAGAGGAGCGACUGAACCAGGAGGCUGAGGAGUUGGAGAAGAGGCUCAGCCUGCUGUCUCAUAGCACAGCGUCCACCUCUAGUUUCAGUUCUUCAGUUACUGGAGAUGACCGCAGCGUAUCUGGGUCCUCUGACUCAGAAACCAGCCACUCAGAUUCCAGUAUUGGCAGCCGACUGACCCUGUGGGUAGAGCCGGGUCCAACCACCACAGCUGAGUCCACUAGAACUGCCUCUCCUGGAGAGGAGAAACUGCCAGUUAUUCCAGCCAGUGGGCCCAGACUGCCAUCAAAGCCCACUCUUUCACGGAGGCUUCAGGAAAUUGGCCGACAGAGCUCCUCAGACAGCGGCAUUGCCACAGGAAGCCACUCAUCCUAUUCUGGCAGCUUUUCAUCCUACACAGGCAGCCUAGAUACAGGGAGCCCCCGAGAGGAGUACGGCACUCUGCUCAGCCUACCACCAUUCUCCAGCCCCGAAAAGCAUCGGUGUACCUGUCCAGUCAGCCACACCCACGAGUACCAAGUGCCUUCAUCACUGCGUUACCUGUAUGACACACCACGCAGUCUUCUUGAAGAGGCCAGAGAGCAGAAAGAAGCUGCAGCCAGUGAACAGACUGAGGAAACCGUUAAAGAGCGGACUGAAGCCUCAGCUACUGCAUGCCCUGUUCCUGAAUCUCCUAGAGAUUUGGGGACUCAAGGUUCAUCCAGCAUGGAUAUACACUCUGACUGCCUGAUUUGCUGUCCCCAUCUGACUUCAUCUAGAAUGCUCUUCACCACCUGCCCCAUCUGUGGUGGCUUAAAGAGAGCACCCUUACCUCAGGCUGGAGCUUCACUACAGCAUGGUGUGCCAGCAGGUGGAAACUCUACCGGUUUCAUCUGUGAUACGUCAGCUCAAGCCACCAAUCUGGAGUGGAAUCCCCAAACAGAUAUGUCGACAUUUGCAAGUUCAAUUACAGAUAACAAACUGCAAGAGGGAAGCCCUAAGAGCUACAUAGACAAUCUGUCUGAUCUGUUCAGACAUUAUUCUCAAUGGAAGAUGGAUACAGUGUCAAUUAAACCAAGGCUGCCUGAUCCUGUAAGGCUUUAUUGUCCUCCAGGGAAGAAUAGCCUGAGAUCAGCCCAAUCUGGUUCAUAUAUCCCUAUGGCUUCAGCAUUAGCAUCACCUCGGUGCCCUUCAUCUUGCCAAGUUUACACCACCAUUCCUUCCCAGCAUACCUCCCGCUCAACAAUCUAUGAGAACUGCCUACAAUGUAGAAAAGGUCAGGAUGGCUGCAUGCUGCCCAAGGCUGUUCCUCCAGUAAUUGGUAGCUUGAGCCACCCAUCUGAAUGGAAGAGCACUGGUGGCCAGGGUCACUUUCCCUUUCUCCAGGAGCUGAGUGCUAGUUUCUGGGGAUUAAGCUUUGAGAUCCUCCCUGCGGAAGAACCUUCUCAUCUCCCUGCACUCACCACCCAGCCACCCUUGCAGCUCGGUAAUGGAGAAACAGUGGGAGAUAAGAAGCAGAGAAGUCAGGAAGAAAGAGAGAAAAUGGAUCCUGCCUAUGAGAUCAUGGAGGGCCAAACCACAGACAGGAGCUCAGAGUCAGAUGAGAAAAGCGGAUUUGAGCUGAUUGGCAGCUAUGGGCAGCAGAGGAGCACUGAUGAUCCUGAAGGUCACUAGGUGCUUCUCGGUUUUUCUUCUGCCUGUCCAAAUAAGAUGAGAUGACAGUUGGAAGCAGCAUAAACCAGACUGUAUCUCUGCUUCAGAGUUUUAUUAUGCUUUGAUUUGGGUCUCUGCCUGGGAAGUUUGUUGAUUGUCUCCUCUAGAUUUAUUUUCUUGAUGGCUUUACUCUGUUCUGCUUUGCUUUCAAUUUCAAUUUGUCCCAUCACUGAGCCUGUUUCAAAUGAUUUACUGCAGCUUGGCAUUAGUCUUAAACUUACUUGGGCCAACAGUCUUAUUCUGUUUACACCAGCAUUACAGCCAUCCUCUCCUUCUUUGACUCCUCUGUCUGAUACAUUUUGCUUUUUGUUUAAUAAUUAUGAGUUAAAAGUAAACCUUAUUUAGACAUACACAUCUCUGCAGCCCUUUUUCCACCACCCAUUUUGUUUACUAUUUAAACAAAAGUGAAAGACAUGAAAUGCUACAAUGCUGUUAAGAACGCUUAGUAUGACUCCUAUGCUCAACCUGCUUUUAUCCACCUCCCUGACAGCAUGAUUUAACUCACCCCUACUCAUGCCUCUGUUUGUCUGUUUCAUGCAUCUCAUUUUCUGAGAGGCCCUGAAACCCUGCCAUACAGAAGUUGUGAUUAAGCCACUGUAUGUUGAUUCAUAUAGAAAUGGCCGGAUUGCUUCUGAAAUGAAUGAGUUUCUCAUGAGGCUAAAUAUACUCACCAUCCACUUUCAUAGGAACUUGUUCUUGAUUCCAAGAUUCCUGUUCUUGGCUGCAGGAGUGGAACCCAAUGUGGUCUUCUGCUGUUGCGUUCUUGGAUGCUUUUCUGCUCACCACGGUUGUAAAGAGUUGUUAUGAGUUACUCAUCAUCAUAUCUUGUCACGAUAGUGCUUUAUCCAGGAGAUGGCGGUGUUGGUGACUUCUCUUAGGUCCACAUCAGAGCAGUGAGGACCUAGUGGACAGUCCCGUAAGAUGUGGUCCAUCGUCUGUUCUUCACCGCAGGGACAUCUUGCAUCUGUCGCAAUACCCCAACGUGCAAGGUUCUUCUUCGUUGUACCCACUUUACUCCUUGCCCGGUUCAAUGUCACCCAGUCCUUAUGACUGAGAGAGCUUCCUGUUGGCAACUGCUCUUGAUGUUCGGGAAGCGCUGCGUUGAGAUCGGCGUCGUCUAGGUCUUUCCAUCUUUCAAGACGGAAAUUUGAUGUCUGAGCAGGGUCGAGAGGUUCAACGGUGACGAAGCUCUUGCACGAGGCAAGACGGCAAGGUACUUCCUGGUGCUGGUGAAGUGGAUGGCGCUCAUCGUUGGCCUGCUUGAACCGCUCUGCACGAGACAGAGCUUCUCGUCGUACGUUGGGCGGUGCAAUGCCCGACAGCCUAUACAGGCUUGGCAGUGGGGUCGCACGCAUGGUUCCUGUUAUAGUGCGGCAUGCGCUAUUCAGUGAGGGGUCUACUUUGUUGGCGUGUUCAGACCUAGCCCAAACGGGAGCGCAGUAUUCAGCAACUGAAUAGCACAGUGCUAAAGCUGUUGUUCGGAUGGUGUUAGCGUCGGCUCCCCAGUUAGAGUUUCCCAGUUUGGCCAGCAAGUUGUUUCUGCUGGAGAUCUUCUUCUUUAACUUAAGGAUGUGUUCCCUGAACGACAGUGUCCUGUCCAAGGUCACUCCUAAGUAAACGGGGUGCUUGGUGUUCUUAAGCAGCUUGCCGUUCCAUCUGAUAUCCAGGGUGGUCUUGGAUUCCUUGUUAUUCAGGUGGAAAGUGCAAACUUGAGUCUUUCCUGGGUUUGCAUUCAGGGACCAUUUUGUAUAGUAUUUGGUCAGUGCCUCAAGUGCUUCAGUUAGCCUUUGUUGGAUAGUCUUAACUAUCAGAUUGUGUCGCUAGACACAAAUCAUCAGCAUACAGAAAUCUUCUGACAUUGUUGAAGACUGGCUGAUCGUUCGUGUAAAUAUUAAAUAAUAUCGGGGAUAGGACAGAGCCCUGUGGUAGGCCGUUCUUUUGGCUCCUCCAGCGGCUCUUCCUUCCAUCCAUUUCGACAAAGAAUCUUCUGUUUGUCAACAAAGACUCUAUAAUUCGGGCAGUUGGGAUGUUGCUUACUGUCUUGGCUAACUUCAUGAGCAAUGACUUAUGGUUCACCGUGUCGUAAGCUGCGGACAGGUCCACAAACACAGCGCCAGUGAUCAUCUUAGCCUCGAAGCCAUCUUCGAUGUACUGUGUGAGAUUUAGAACCUGCCCGCAGCACGAUUUACCUUGUCGAAACCCUGCUUGUUCGGGGAUUAGUUGAUCUUCAACUGAGGGUGCUAUUCGCUCCAAUAACAAUCUCUCGUAUACUUUAUAGAGUACACACAAGAGUGAGAUUGGGCGAUAACUCUUAGGAUCUUCAGGCUCUUUCUCUGGUUUCAGAAGAACAACCACCCUCGAUUUUCGCCAUAUCUUGGGAAUGGUGUAGGAUGUCGCACACGAGUUGAAGAAGCUUACAAGCCAGUUCCUGGUUCGUCCCCCGAAGUGCUGAACAGUCUCCGGACGGAUUCCAUCAAGUCCUGCAGCUUUUCCUGGCUUUAGUUGUUUUAUAGCUGCAUUUACUUCUUCAAUCGUGAAUGGUUCGAAUUGGUCGUCACAGGUGUUCAUGACGCGUGCCAUUUCAUUUUUCAUCUUCUGUAGACAUCCUUUUUCUUUGUUGAUGGGUUUUCCAUUCAUCAAGAGCUGGUUCGCGACUUGGUUUGGUGUCACCGCAGCAGAUCGUCUUGGCGGCUCCUUGUUGCAAUCAAGUUUCCUAAUCGUAUUCCACGCCUUCCUGCUAUUGUGAGUUAAGUCCGUGCUGGUUAUGGUUUCUUUCCAUCGCACCUUUCUCUCAUCACUAACAAGUGUGAUGAGGACUUCGCCCAGUUCUAUCGUAUUCUCUGCAAAUGGAUCUGCAUUAUAUGCACGCACGUACUCAUCAAAGACUUCUCUGCUUUCGGUGUUUAGACCUGGGAUGUAUUCUUUCCUACAUCCUCUGGGAAUGUUGCACUUAGCACAAUCCCAUACAAGCUUCUGGAAAUUUUCAUAGUGCUGCGAUGCUGGUGGUAUAGCAGCAACACUUUCAUCUAACUCUGCAGUGAAGUUGUCCCAGUUUGCUUUACGGAAGUUGAAGCGUGACAUGGGCUUGGUGGUAACCCUUGGUCAUAAAACGGGCUUAGCUUCGACCAAGAUUGGUCUGUGUUGUGAUUUUGGUAUGAGGCUCAUAACUGAUUUUUCGAAGUUGUGAUGAUGUUCCGAGGAUACAAAGACGAGGUCUGGGUUGUACCCUUGUUUCCAUCUAGCGCUAGAGAAAGAUGGUUUAUCCUUUGCGCUGUGGAGUAGCAUCAAGUUGUUGUUUAGGGCCCAUUCCUCGACUGCUUCACCGUCAUUGUUAUUAUGGUCGUAGCCCCAUAAGGUAUUAUGGCUAUUGAAAUCCCCAAUAACCAAUAAAACCUUAUUUCCAAAGUCAAAAUUAGCGGGCCAUUCAAACGGGAUUGGUGGUGGCUUAUACACCGAGAUUAAGGUGACUUUCUCAGUUUCCACGCGAAGUAUUUCGAUCCCAUUUUUUUUUUCGAUCCCACAUUUUUCAUUGACAGCGAGCUAAACUUUGACAGUCACAUGAAAGCAAUCACUAAAACGGCAUUUUAUCACCUAAAAAACAUUUCCAAACUAAGAGGACUUAUGUCAAAAAAUGAUCUGGAAAAACUAAUACAUGCCUUCAUCUCUAGUAGGGUUGAUUACUGCAAUGGCCUUUUCACAGGCCUGCCAAAAAAGACCAUCAAACGACUUCAGCUGGUUCAAAAUGCAGCGGCUAGGGUUCUCACACGAACAAAAAGAACAGAGCGCAUUACUCCAAUUCUAAGGUCCCUUCACUGGCUUCCAGUAAGCUACAGAAUUGACUUUAAAGCAUUGCUGCUGGUGUACAAAUCUCUAAAUGGUACAGGGCCCAAUUACCUCUCUGAUAUGUUGCAGCGGCCUAACCCAAUCAGAUCUACCAGAUCGAAACAGAAAAAUUUACUAUUAAAACCAGUUGUUAAAACAAAGUAUGGUGAAGCAGCUUUUAGCUACUAUGCAGUACAGCUAUGGAACCAACUCCCAGAGGACAUUAAAAAUGCUCCUGCUGUUGGCAGCUUCAAAUCUAGGUUAAAGACCAAGCUGUUUUCAGAUGCUUUCUGUUAAAUAAUUAAUAUUGUCUUCUUUACAUUUUUUAUAAUCUUUACUUUCUCUGCAUGUUUUAAAUUUACUUUAACUUUAACUUUAUUCUAUUUUGCUGGUUUCUUUUUUCUCCUCCUAUUUGAACUACUACUUCAUUAACCCCACCGACAGUAGUCGGAGGGGUUAUUAUUUUCACCUGCGUCAGUCUGUGUGUGUGUGUAUCUGUCUGUCUGUGUGUCUGCAAGAUAUCUCAAGAACCAAUGGAUCGAUUUGGACCAAAUUUUGUACAUGUGUUGCCAAUCACCCAGGAAGGAAACCAUUAAAUUUUGGAGGUCA